AUGGCUACUUCCUCCAAUUCACAAUCUCCAUUGCCAAUCCACCUAUGCUUCUUCCUUCUCAUACUCUUCAUUCUCGUCAGCUUCUCAUGGUACAUAAAAUAUGAGCCAAUUUUCGAAGGCUUCUUUGAUCAGAUCAAACUGGUCCUCAUGGUGUCACCGUUGCUGCUUCUGCUAGUUAUUCACUUGCUUUCAACCUUUGAGAGGUCUCCGUUCUUCUUGCCGUUUCCGGACAAGGACUCUCUUCAACGUGGGGGUGGGACUCCGUGGGGCGUUGGCUUGCUUCUUGUGGUUCUGCUAUUUAUGAUCUCUCACCAGUCUGAUAUCAGAGAACGGUGGUUUCCUCUUCUGAGCAGAUGGUGGGGCGAAUAUGGGAGUGGAUCUGGGCUUGGAGAUGGUGGAAGUAAUCCACCCACCUGCAAGUCUCUCCUCCUUUCGGCUUGCUAA
Ilex paraguariensis (yerba mate) is the source of this 444-nucleotide messenger RNA. NCBI's taxonomy places the organism in Eukaryota, Viridiplantae, Streptophyta, Magnoliopsida, Aquifoliales, Aquifoliaceae. The record is from the annotation of a GenBank genome assembly.